Microthlaspi erraticum is the source of this 498-nucleotide messenger RNA. Lineage: Eukaryota; Viridiplantae; Streptophyta; Magnoliopsida; Brassicales; Brassicaceae. The record is from the annotation of a GenBank genome assembly.
AUGGAGAACAUCGACUUUGAGCCUCCUAUCGAGACCAUUCUCGAGCAAGGCCAAGAGGAGGAAGACUACGCUCACCCUGGAGCAGCUGGCGAAGGUGAGAGCUCAGGCGACGUGGAGAACCUCAUGGACUACAAAACCGGAGAGUUCCACUUCAAGAACCACGAGAUCAAAGGGAGGAAGUCAGCGGCUAACACCGCACUUGAGAGCAUCAACACGCUAAAGCCUGGAACCAGUUCCAGGACAAAGCGAUCAAGUCCCUCCUCAAGACCAAACCUCAACCAGGAAGAGGAAGGCCUCGAAGUCACCUCAAGCGAGCACCAAAGGGUGAUUCCACAUCAUCCUCCUCCUCAGAUUCUUUCUGAGAGGUAUUCGGAGCUUAUGGCGAGGAGCAGACCGGAGGUGAUGAUCGGAGAUGGACCAGAAGGAGAUCGGAGUAAUCGGAUGGCAAAACAAGCAAGACGGAACAGAGCCUUGAGCAAAAGGAAACAGAGUGCUUGA